CGGCCCUUCUCUUCUUUUCUUUUUUUUGAGACAGAGUCUCGCUGUGUUGUCCAGGCUGGAGUGCAGUGGCAUGAUCUCAGCUCACUGCAACUUCUAGCUCCCGAGUUCAAGCGAUUUUACUGCCUCAACCUCCUGAUUAGCUGGGACUACAGGUGCGUGCCAUCACGCCCAGCUAAUUUUUGUAUUUUUAGUAGAGACGGGUUUCACCAUGUUGGCCAGACUGGUCUCCAACUCCUGACCUCAAGUGAUCUGCCCACCUUGGCGUCCCAAAGUGUUAAGAUUACAGGCGUGACCCACUGCGCCAAUCCUCAUUGUGUUUAUUUUUUAUUUAUUGAGAUGGAGUCUUGCUUUGUCGUGCAGGCUGAGUGCAGUGGCACCAUCUCUGCUCACUGAAACAUCCGCUUCUUGGGUUCAAGCGAUUCUGCCACCUCAGACUCCAGAGUAGUUGGGAUUACAGGUAUUGCUGGAUGCUGUGCCAAAACAACAGUUGCUCCAUUGGAUCGAGUAAAGGUUUUAUUACAAGCUCACAAUCACCAUUACAAGCAUUUAGGCUAGAGUGCAGUGGCGUGAUCUCGGCUCACUGCAACCUCCGCCUCCUGGUUUCAAGCGAUUCUCCUGCCUUAGCCUCCCAAGUAGCUGGGAUUACAGGAGUAUUUUCUGCAUUGCGUGCUGUUCCUCAAAAAGAAGGAUUCCUUGGAUUGUAUAAAGGAAAUGGUGCAAUGAUGAUUCGAAUCUUUCCCUAUGGUGCAAUCCAGUUUAUGGCAUUUGAGCAUUAUAAAACGUUAAUUACUACGAAGCUGGGAAUUUCGGGUCAUGUGCACAGAUUAAUGGCUGGAUCCAUGGCAGGUAUGACAGCAGUUAUCUGUACUUACCCUCUUGACAUGGUUAGGGUCCGCCUAGCAUUCCAGGUGAAAGGGGAACACACCUAUACAGGAAUUAUUCAUGCAUUCAAAACAAUUUAUGCAAAGGAAGGUGGUUUCUGUGGAUUUUACAGAGGUCUGAUGCCUACUAUUUUAGGAAUGGCUCCAUAUGCAGGUGUUUCAUUUUUUACUUUUGGUACCUUGAAGAGUGUUGGGCUUUCCCAUGCUCCUACCCUUCUUGGCAGACCUUCAUCAGACAAUCCUAAUGUCUUAGUUUUGAAAACUCACGUAAACUUACUUUGUGGUGGUGUUGCUGGAGCAAUAGCGCAGACAAUAUCCUACCCAUUUGAUGUGACUCGUCGGCGAAUGCAAUUAGGAACUGUUCUGCCAGAAUUUGAAAAGUGCCUUACCAUGCGGGAUACUAUGAAGUAUGUCUAUGGACACCAUGGAAUUCGAAAAGGACUCUAUCGUGGUUUAUCUCUUAAUUACAUUCGCUGUAUUCCCUCUCAAGCAGUGGCUUUUACAACUUACGAACUUAUGAAGCAGUUUUUUCACCUCAACUAAAAAAAAAUUAUGGUUGGUUUUUCUUAAUACAUUCUCAGAGGGAGAAAUGAAACAUUACUAUAAUUGUGGGGGGAGCAUUACUUGAAUGGGGAUAUUUACCCUGUCACAGGAGCCACUGGUAUUUUAGUACUUGAUUAUUUUUUCUUUAGUCACAAAUCAGAAGUGCUUACCAUACUUUUUGAUGCCAAACAUUAUACCUUAGAACAUUGAAGAAAAUAUUCCUAAGCUGAUGCUGGCUAAACCGCUUUGAAGUUUUAUUUGGAAGUAGAAUUCGCUUUAAAACGGGGUUCAAGAGGUUGCCAUUAGCUUUGUCAUGCUGUUCAAAGUUUUUAAUUGUUAUCAUGGUUUUUAAAAGACUGACAGUGUUUAUUAUUAUUAAAAUAAGCAGGGUUGGUUAUAUUGCAAUAGAAUAAUGAGAAUUGAAUUUUUAAGUUCUAUAAAACAGCCAGCAUUGACAUUUUAUUUUUGUUAUCUCUCUUCUCACAAUUAUGCUCCACUGGAUAGUAGGAAAAACACUUCUUUCCUUCAUUUUUUAAAUAAAAUUAAUGUUGUAUUUAAAAAGUAGCCAUGUAGAGACACAAAAAUAAAUGAAGAAGCUGGGCAUGGUGGGAUGGGCAUGUGGUCCCAGCUACUCUGGAAGCUGAGGUGAGAGGAUCACUUGAGCCCUGGAAUUCCAUGCCAGCCUAUGCAACAUCAUGAAACCCCGCUUAAUAAAUGAAUGAACGACUAAGUCUUGCUCAAAUGUUAUUACUAGGUACUAUGAGUGACUUAUAUGUGUUUUAAAAUGUCAGUGUGUUUCCCAGAGGCAGAAAUAAAAAUACUGAAUAUCUUUGCUCUUAAAAACAAAGUAGCACUAUAGAUUUGUUUUUGUUAGAUGAUUUGCUCUAUACUAGAAUAUUUAAGUAGACUGUGAAAUAUUUAUUAAUAUAGAUGUGAAUAUCAGAAAAUGUUUCUAAGGUAUUAUGAUGCAUCAACUAGUUCUUCCAUGUAAAAUAAUUUUAGUGCAAUAUGAAGACGUAGAAAUGUAAAAUAUGAUUUGAAUUGUUAUCCUUUAUAUUAAGAAAAUGUUUUAAAAUGUAAGAAUUCCAUUUAUUCUU
Messenger RNA from Symphalangus syndactylus (siamang), 2521 nucleotides. RefSeq names its product solute carrier family 25 member 16 (gene SLC25A16). Gene Ontology annotation, biological process: transmembrane transport. The record is from RefSeq and is a predicted model, not a curated record. Gene Ontology annotation, cellular component: mitochondrial inner membrane. Lineage: Eukaryota; Metazoa; Chordata; Mammalia; Primates; Hylobatidae.